Molecule: messenger RNA, 1422 nt
Organism: Pteronotus mesoamericanus
Lineage: Eukaryota; Metazoa; Chordata; Mammalia; Chiroptera; Mormoopidae
Product: tripartite motif-containing protein 60-like
Exons: 1
Coding region: 1-1422 (473 amino acids)
Biological process (GO): protein ubiquitination
Cellular component (GO): cytoplasm
Molecular function (GO): zinc ion binding; ubiquitin protein ligase activity; protein binding
Source: RefSeq, a predicted model, not a curated record
AUGGAGUUUGUGACAGCCUUGGCAGACUUCCAGGCAGGGGCUAGCUGUCCCAUCUGUUCAGACUACUUGAAAGACCCAGUGACCAUUAACUGUGGGCAUAACUUCUGUCUCUCCUGCAUCAAGAUGUCCUGGAAGGAUCUAACUGAUACUUUUCCCUGCCCUUUUUGCCGAUUUUGCUGUCUAGAAAAGAAAUUUGCAAGCAAUCCCCAGCUGGGCAAUUUGACUGAAAUUGCUAAGCUACUCCAGGUAAGAAGAAGCAAGAGGAAGAGACCAGAAGAGAAGUUUUUAUGUAAAAAGCACAAUCAGGUUCUGACCUUUUUCUGUCAGAAGGACUUAGAGGUUUUAUGUCCACAGUGCAGUUUCUCCGAUGAUCACCGGAAUCAUUAUGUUUGGCCCAUAGAGAAGGCUGCCCCCUAUCAUCGGGAAAGAUUGGGGUAUUGCCUUGAACCAUGGAAAGAGAGAGUGGAACAAGUUGAAAAGGUGAUAACUAUGCAAACCAGAAAAUCACUGGAACUAAAGAAGAAAGUAGAAUAUAGGAGAGAAGAAAUAAGGUCUGAAUUUGAGCAGCUUAUGUUGUUUCUCCAAAAUGAGCAAGACACUGUUCUUCAGCAGUUACAAGAUGAAGAAAUGGAUAUUUUAACAAAACUAAAUGAAAACCUAACAAAGUUUUCAGAUCAUGUUUCCACAUUAAAAUAUCUAUUAAAGGAGAUAGAGAACAAAUAUGUAAAGUCAAAAUUGGAAUUCCUGACAGAUGUUAAAAGUAUCUACCAUAGAUAUAAAACCUUAAAGGCCCCCGAACCUUAUUCAUUCCAGUUGAAAGAAUAUGGUUACCAUCUUCCUCCACAAUAUUCUGGCCUAAACAAAAUUAUCAAACGUUUUCAAGUUGAUGUAUUUCUAGAUCCUGAAACAGCCCAUCGUAAACUUAUUAUUUCAGAUGAUAGAAAAACUGUACAAUAUGGAAAUAGAAUGCAAAACUUACCUCAUAACCCAAGAAGAUUUUACCUCUGCCCCGCUGUUCUGGGCUCCGAGGGAUAUAAUUCUGGCAGACAGUAUUGGGAGGUAGAAGUGAAAGACAAGCCUGAAUGGGUCUUGGGUGUCUGUAAAGAUUCUAUUCCCAGAAGAAGAAAGAGUCAGAAUCCAUCGAUUUUAUUACAGGAUGGAUUGUGGUGUAUCAAGCGAGGUGGUCCAAUUAACUACGCUGCACUAGGUCCUAAAAAAGUUAAUCUUCUGCCAAAAGUAAUACCUAGUAAGAUUGGCAUUUUCUUAGACUAUGAAUUGGGUGAGGUUUCCUUUUACAAUUUGAGUGAUAGAUCUCUUCUUUAUAUUUUUAGUGACUAUUUUACAGGAGCACUUUGGCCCUAUUUCCAUACUGGAACUGACUCAAAACCUCUUAAAAUCUGUACAGUAACAGAUUCUGAAUAA